This is a messenger RNA of Bradysia coprophila, 1799 nucleotides long. RefSeq lists its product as uncharacterized. Gene Ontology annotation, cellular component: nucleus. The record is from RefSeq and is a predicted model, not a curated record. Gene Ontology annotation, molecular function: zinc ion binding; DNA-binding transcription factor activity, RNA polymerase II-specific. Gene Ontology annotation, biological process: regulation of transcription by RNA polymerase II. Lineage: Eukaryota; Metazoa; Arthropoda; Insecta; Diptera; Sciaridae.
UUGUUUGGUAAACAAUAUUGUCAGUGUUCUGAUUCAAAUUGAGAUUGAAAGCACUAAAAUUUAGAAAUGUUUUCACAUUUAUGCCGUAUGUGUCUCGAACAAUUCAACGAUCCGUCGGAUGUUGUUCCACUUUUCGAACCACACGAGAAUAUUUACUACUAUCGCAUUUGUCAUGAGCUACAAUUGAUGGUGUAUGAGGACGAUCAGUUGGGCAGCAACGUGUGUCGAAGUUGUUCAGAGAACAUUAUGAAAUUUUAUAAGUUUGUUUUAACGUAUAAGGAAUCAGACCAAAAACUAAGAGAGAUGUUAAUGAAUGCAACCGUGACUCUGGACGAUUUAAUUGAAGUCAAGCCUAAUAUAGCUGAUUCUGAAUGUGAUGUUAAAGACACUACUGACUUGAUCAAUGUAGAUGCUGAUACAAAAGAAUAUUUUCCAAAAUUAACGAUUUCACCGGUUCCCGAUCCAGCUGUUUCUGAGGAAUCUCGAAUAAAAACCGUGAGCAAAAAAGUCCAAAUGCAAUGUCGAUUAUGUCCACAAAGAUUUACUUUGAGGAAAUAUCUUGAAAAACACAUGCGACAACAGCAUUUUCAUACACAGAAAAGGCCUAAUGCGACCGAAGAAUACGAAUGCGACAUUUGUUCGAAAAGGUUCAUUUCAAAGACCAAAAUUAGACAACACUUGAUCACCCACAUAAAUGAAGGCAGAAGAAAAUUUCUGUGCGUUGCUUGUGGCAAUCAAUUUUGUUCAAAAUUUGGCUUGGCUCAGCACAUCAGUGCCAUUCAUGACAAAGAACAGAAGUUUCAGUGCACAAAGUGUAACCGACGAUUUGCUCAUAAGCACAAUUUAAAAACUCACAUGAAUCGGCACAACGGUAUUCGACCCUAUGCGUGCAGCGUAUGUAGCAAAUCAUUCUACGAUUCGUCCACUCUGAACGUGCAUACGAAAUCCGUUCAUUCAGGCACAAAUGCGUACGUUUGCAGUAUUUGCUCCAAGGGAUUUAAUAGAAAUGGUAAUUUGAAAAUACACAUGGUCAAGACACAUCACAUACAACGACCAAAACUGCAGACCGCUAACAGUAUUCAACGUGUGACAAUGAAAGUUGAAUAAAUUUAAAGGAAAACUGUUAAAGGAUAUUUCUUGGCAAAAAGUUGAUUAAAGUACAGAGAUUUGCCGGUCAUGUUGUUGGUUUGACGCAAUGGCCUUGAUGUUGAAUUAGUGUUUCUAUUCGACAGUGGUUUUUCACAUAAUUUGAAUUCUUUGCACUUGUGCUAAGUGGGUUUCAUUAAAAGAAUGAUUAUGACAAACCUCACACGAUCACAUAUAGCCGUUCAAGUCUCAGGUCAGCAAAUCACAAAAAUAUCGAAUUUGCAUUUGUGGGAUCGAUUGAAAUAGCAUUAUUCCAACGAUAAAAGUUAUAAUUCCACAACUGUACCAAAAAUAAUAAUUCCACAUCUUUGUAAUUAGCUCACAGAAAAUAAAGUCUGGCAUUUGUUGACAAAAUGAUAAUUUGAAAUUAAUUUAAAUGUUAAAAAUUGCAUUAAACUUGUCAAUUAUUUCGCUAUAAGAGGACGAACAAUUGUCGAAUAAAUUUAUUAAUUCGUUGGCAACUGUUCGCUACACCGAGUAUGAAGCUAUUUUGGAAUAUUUUUAAUUUAUUAUUGUUCGUUUUGGUGGCAUUCACUCUGGCUGUAAUGGCUCAGAGAAAAGUUGCUGAUAAUCUUCGGGUUGUAAAACAUCUACCAGCACAUAUUGACCCAAGCAAAUAUGUUUUUCAUAAAGGGAAAUAAACGUAAAAAUAA